CACUCCAGCCACCCUUCACUCCUCUCCCAACACCAUGUGCUCCACUGGAUGCUGUUCCACGGGAUGCUGCUCUGUCGUGAAGAGCAAGACAGUGUGCUGCACCCCCUGCAAGACCGUGUGCUGCAGCCCUUGCAAGACCACCGUGUGCUGCUCCCCGUGCCAGCAAUCCUGCUGCUGCGACCCCUGCCAGAAGCCCUGCUGUGACCCGUGCCAGUCCUGCUGUGACCCAUGCCAGAAGCCCUGCUGUGACCCGUGCCAGUCCUGCUGUGACCCCUGCCAGAAGCCUUGCUGUGACCCAUGCCAGUCCUGCUGUGACCCGUGCCAGAAGCCUUGUUGUGACCCGUGCCAGUCCUGCUGUGACCCGUGCCAGAAGCCUUGUUGUGACCCGUGCCAGUCCUGCUGUGACCCGUGCCAGAAGCCUUGCUGUGACCCAUGCCAGUCCUGCUGUGACCCGUGCCAGAAGCCUUGUUGUGACCCAUGCCAGUCCUGCUGUGACCCGUGCCAGAAGCCUUGCUGUGACCCGUGCCAGAAGCCGUGCUGCGACCCUUGCCAGUCCUGCUGUGACCCAUGCCAGAAGCCUUGCUGUGAGCCAUGCCAGACUUCUGUGUGCUGCACCAAGGUGUGCCAGAAGUCCGUGUGCUGUGUCCCACGGCCCUGCUGCUGCCCCUGCGGGUCCCUGUCCUGCUGCUCCUGCGUGGUGAAGAAGCCCGUGGUGGUUUGCUGCACCCCCGUGAGGAAGUACUGCACCCCCUGCAUCCCCAUCCAGCAGUGCUGUGCCAGCCUCAGGAAGACCUGCUGAGCUCCGAGAAUGGGCACAAGGCGGUGAAAAGCUGCUCGUCCCUUCUGGUUCUCAUGGUGAUGGAGCCAAUUCAUAGCGAUUUUCUUCUUCUUUCCAAGCUUAAGCUGCUGCUUCUUUCUGUCCUUUAGUUAUCGCUGUCUUUAAUUAUUGACUGUCUUGAGUACACCUGAAUUUACCACCCAUUGUAGAAGGCAUGAGAUAUUAGUGGGGUGUUAAUUCUCCUCUUG
This is a messenger RNA of Motacilla alba alba, 1026 nucleotides long. RefSeq names its product keratin-associated protein 4-9-like. Lineage: Eukaryota; Metazoa; Chordata; Aves; Passeriformes; Motacillidae. The record is from RefSeq and is a predicted model, not a curated record. The transcript is spliced from 3 exons. Bases 35 to 799 code for a protein of 254 amino acids.